AUGGAGUCCCUCAUUAAAGUUUCCAUGUCAGUUUGUCCAUUUGUGCAAUCGACUUCAGUGCAAACUUUGCGUCAAAUGAGCAAAAGCUCAGGCGUUUUGGCCCAACGUGCUCGUCAAUGCCCUUAUAUGGCCUCGGCAAUCCACCAAAAGGAGUCCGCUAGAGAGUACUCACAAGCCUCAAAGCCAAGAAGUGCAACCAUUAGCCAAUCAAGUACUGGCUCCAUGGCCACCUCUCCAUCUACUCCAUACCAUUUUGGUAAGGAUAAGUUGGUUGAUGCUCAAGUCAAUCUUGGCAGCAACGAGACCUCAUUUGAUUUCCAAGGCUUUAUGAAUGAUGACUUGGCGAAAAAGAGAGUUGAUAAAUCCUAUCGUUACUUUAACAAUAUCAACCGCUUGGCAAACGAGUUUCCAAGAGCCCAUCGCACCAAGGAGGAGGAUAAGGUUACUGUUUGGUGCUCAAACGAUUACUUGGGAAUGGGCAAAAACGAAGUCACCAUAAAUGAAAUGAAGAGAGUUUUGGAUAUGUACGGUUCAGGUGCUGGUGGUACCAGAAAUAUUGCUGGCCACAAUACCCACGCAAUAAAAUUGGAGUCUGAAUUAGCAGCUUUGCACAAGCACGAAGCGGCAUUGGUUUUCAGCUCAUGCUUUGUUGCUAAUGACGCUGUUUUAUCCUUGUUUGGUCAAAAAAUCAAGGAUUUGGUUAUCUUUUCAGACGCUUUAAACCACGCGUCAAUGAUUCAAGGUAUUAGAAACUCACGCGCCAAGAAACACGUUUUCAAACACAAUGAUUUGGCAGAUUUGGAAGAGAAGUUGGCUCAAUAUCCUAAAUCAAUUCCUAAAUUGAUUGCAUUUGAAUCAGUUUACUCCAUGUGCGGUUCAAUUGCACCAAUUGAAGCAAUUUGCGAUUUGGCAGACAAGUAUGGCGCUGUUACCUUUUUGGAUGAAGUCCAUGCCGUUGGUAUGUAUGGUCCUCACGGUGCUGGUGUUGCAGAACACUUGAACUUUGAAGCCCAUUUGCAGGCUGGAUUGUCAAAUCCUGAUGUGCAAACAGUUAUGAGUAGAGUAGAUAUGGUUACUGGUACCCUCGGAAAAGCUUAUGGUUGUGUUGGUGGAUACAUUACCGGUAAAGCAAACAUGAUUGACUGGUUUAGAUCAUAUGCCCCAGGCUUUAUCUUUACCACUACUUUACCUCCAGCUAUCAUGGCAGGUGCAUCAGCCUCGAUUCGCUACCAAAGAGCCACUUUGCAAGACCGUAUUGCGCAACAAAAGAAUACUAGAUAUGUUAAAAACAAUAUGAAUCAAUUGGGUUUGCCAGUCAUUCCCAACCCAUCGCACAUUGUUCCCGUCUUGGUUGGUAAUGCUGCAGAUGCCAAGAGAGCUUCAGACUUGUUGUUGGAGAAACACGACAUUUAUGUGCAAGCAAUCAACUUCCCAACAGUGCCAAUUGGUGAGGAGAGAUUGAGAAUCACUCCAACUCCAGGUCACGGAAAGGAGAUUUCCAACCAUUUAAUCGAGGCCGUUGACUCUGUUUUCAAUGAAUUGAAUUUGAAAAGAAUCAAUGAUUGGGCCAGACAAGGCGGAUUAUGUGGUGUUGGUCAAGAGGAUGCCUCCAACAUUGAGCACAUGUGGACUGACGAACAAUUGGCAUUGACCGAUGCUGAUUUAAACCCAAACGUGGUUAAUCCAACCAUUGCUCCAGUAGGUGUCUCAUCCGGUGUAUCCUUGUAA
This is a messenger RNA of Lodderomyces elongisporus, 1728 nucleotides long. It is a transcript of the gene HEM1, whose product is annotated as 5-aminolevulinate synthase. Gene Ontology annotation, biological process: heme biosynthetic process. The coding region runs from base 1 to 1728 and encodes 575 amino acids. Gene Ontology annotation, cellular component: mitochondrion. The record is from RefSeq and is a predicted model, not a curated record. The transcript has a single exon. Lineage: Eukaryota; Fungi; Ascomycota; Pichiomycetes; Serinales; Debaryomycetaceae. Gene Ontology annotation, molecular function: 5-aminolevulinate synthase activity; pyridoxal phosphate binding.